This is a messenger RNA of Canis lupus familiaris (dog), 1654 nucleotides long. RefSeq names its product BARX homeobox 2 (gene BARX2). Bases 56 to 895 code for a protein of 279 amino acids. Gene Ontology annotation, cellular component: nucleus. Lineage: Eukaryota; Metazoa; Chordata; Mammalia; Carnivora; Canidae. Gene Ontology annotation, biological process: regulation of transcription by RNA polymerase II. Gene Ontology annotation, molecular function: DNA-binding transcription factor activity, RNA polymerase II-specific; RNA polymerase II transcription regulatory region sequence-specific DNA binding. The record is from RefSeq and is a predicted model, not a curated record. The transcript has 4 exons.
CCCGCGCGCGGCCCACGAGCGGGUCAGGCCCCGGCCGCCGCGCCGCCCGCUCACCAUGCACUGCCACGCCGAGCUGCGGCUCAGCUCGCCCGGCCAGCUCAAAGCAGCCAGGCGGCGCUACAAGACCUUCAUGAUCGACGAGAUCCUCUCCAAGGAGACCUGCGACUACUUCGAGAAACUUUCCCUCUACUCCGUGUGCCCGUCGCUGGUCGUGCGCCCCAAGCCCCUGCAUUCCUGCACCGGCCCCGCUUCCCUUCGGGCAUACCCUCUCCUCUCAGUGAUCACCCGACAGCCUACGGUCAUCUCCCACCUGGUCCCUGCCACCCCGGGAGCCGCCCAGGCACUGUCCUGCCACCCAGCCUCCGAGGCCACCUCCGCUGAGGCCCCAGGGGGCGAGGCCCUAGGCAGCAGCGAGUCGGAGACAGAGCAGCCCACGCCGCGGCAGAAGAAGCCCCGCCGGAGUCGUACCAUCUUCACCGAGCUGCAGCUCAUGGGCCUGGAGAAGAAAUUCCAGAAGCAGAAGUACUUGUCCACCCCCGACAGGUUGGACUUGGCCCAGUCUCUGGGCCUCACUCAACUGCAAGUGAAGACUUGGUAUCAGAACCGUAGGAUGAAGUGGAAGAAAAUGGUUCUGAAAGGUGGACAGGAAGCACCCACAAAACCCAAAGGUCGCCCCAAGAAGAACUCCAUCCCCACAUCGGAAGAGAUUGAGGCUGAGGAGAAGAUGAACAGCCAGGCCCAGAGCCAGGAGCGCCUCGCACCCUCCCAGGGACAGGAGGAGCUCUGUGAUGCCCAGGAACCAAAAGCAUGCGAUGUCCCCGUGGACGGAGUAGAGCCCCCCAGCCAGCCCCAGGAGUUGCCAGUAGCCUCUUCGGAACCCCCACCAUCAAGCUAAAAUAAAAACUCUUUGUGGGGGAGGGAAGGGGGAGAUGGGAAGGAAAUGAAAAGAGGGGAGUCAGGGAGGCUAGAAAGAGAUCUGCUUCCCAAAGCCUGGCAAACUCCGGGAGAAGAGACGAGCAUCUCCCUGGGUGCUCAGUGGUUUCAUCCCAAGCUUUUGACGAAGACUUUUGCUUGCCUUACAGGCCUUUCUCUUCCCAAAAGGCUGCUUUAGCCACGAGAUGCCCUUGAUGAAGGGAGACAGUGCCUUGGAACUGCCUGCCCCACCUCCACCCCCAGGUGAGGGCUGCAGGGCUCACUCUGGCGCUGGGGUGGCGGAGGACUGCCAGGCCCUCUCCCUGCCAGCCUCUGGGCAGCCAGGCAUCGCAGCAGAGAGAUCGUGGAGGAGCUUGGGCAGCGGGCCUGGCUUCCUUGCUGACUCAGCACUUAUUUAGUAGUUCUAAAAGAGAAUUUAAUGUUUUUUGGUUGUUUUUUUUUUUUUUUUUUUUUUUCCUGGGGGUGGGAGGAUGGGGAGGUUGGGGCCGGUGAGGGUGGGCAAAGAAGAGUUGAGGGAAGGGCGUUCUGAGUUACUAGAAUUGUUCCUGAAUAAAGUUUGUUUGAAGACACGUGUGCCUUUGUACCCACUAUAAGACAGGUGACCCGAGAACUGAGAAGCCUGGUUUUUCUUGCUUUAUUGAGUUGCCAUCUCUGAAGCUGCAAAGCAGACAUGUUAAGAUAACUUUUAUUUUUUAAUUAAAAAUAAAUCUUUCAAAAGGAU